AUGAGACAGAUGAAUAGACAUAUAAAGAAGAUGAAGAGAAAAUCUCACCGUCGAAAAUCUCAUGAUGUUCCUCCCUCACAUCAGAGCGGUGUUGAUCCUUCACACGUCAAACCAAGCGAUGUCCACCCGCCAACUGACAAGGAUUUGGAUGCUACUUCUACAGAUGAUCAUGAGGAGCCCCACUCACCUAUAAUUAGUCAGUAUGCAGCUCAUCUCCACCGUCAGGCUAAUGAAAACAUGAACACGAAUGGCCAUCUCUCAGCUGAGGACACUGGUCUGACCACUGAUGAACUCAAUCCUAGAGACCAGGAUGGUGAUGGUAUGGAAACCAACAUCGACACCAUCCACGGCUCACCUCAUCCAAGUUCAGAGGAUGACAUGAAUUCCACUGACCAGGAUGUGGAUGAUCUGGCAAACAAUCAAGACACCAUCCACACCUCACCUGAGCAGAACACUCACGAUCAAAAUUCUGAUGGCGACCAGGGAGUGGAUGAUAUUGACCAUGGCACUGAGGAUGUCCACAAUUCCAAGGCGUGCCAGAUGUUUGUUCUUGUCCCACAUCAGCAUCAUCUGGAUGACCAGCCUGUGGACCAUCAGCCUCAGUCACCUACAACAAGCCAGAAUGAGACAGCCAAUGAACCUCAGGACCAGACUACCCCCAUUCAGAAGUCCUCGGAGACUAGAACUUUUGGGAAACUAUACCCAGGACAGUGGGACCCACCGUCUAAAAUCUACGAUAAAGCUGAUCACCCUGACAGCCCCGAGAUUAAUCACCUACUAUAUCAUGGUCUCAGGAUUUACGACAAAACGGAUGUUAGCCCAGAGACGCCACAUUCGACAGGUCCAAUAUUCGACCAAACGGCUGGUCCAUCUUCUCCUCCAGGAAAAAGGGUGCGGUUGUCUCCACUACCUUUCACUCCACUCACAUCACCGGUCAAGAGCAAUGAAAGUGGUCUUGGUUUCGCAACCCACGCAACAACACCCAAUGCGUUUAAAGCCACAGCUUCGUCCAACUCGCCUCCUCCCUUCGGACGUCACACUUCUGAUCCCUUCGUCGAUCUCACAACAUCUAAAGACCCACCGAGAUACGUUCCAUCUACGCUCGAGAACCUUCUCGCAAAGGAAUUUUUCAACUCCCCAAUAAUUCCGGCUUUGGGUCUCAUCACCCCUCUCCCAGAGAGAGAAUGGGACAUUUUCCAAAGCAUUCUCAAAAACCACAUCGAUGUGUACCAUAGCACUCCAUUUCAAUUCGAGUUUACAAACAAAUCUCUUCUCGAAAUUGCGCAGCCUAAGCACUGGACAAACGAAUAUGAAGAUGUCGACGAUUUCAAGCUUUCCACAACAACAACUUUGGAAAAACAGGCAAAACAAAUCCAGCAAACCCUACAACAAAUCAAAAUGCUGGUGGAUGCUAACACUAAAUCUAAGGACAACUCAGCUUUGACAGAUACACUCGCGCCCGCCCAGGUCUCCUCUUCGGUCAAUUCAUUGACCAACAUCGCAGUUGCAGCCAUUACACUUGGCACAAUGGCAUGGAUCUAUGCUAGGAUUACCGACUAG
Molecule: messenger RNA, 1560 nt
Organism: Eruca vesicaria subsp. sativa (arugula)
Lineage: Eukaryota; Viridiplantae; Streptophyta; Magnoliopsida; Brassicales; Brassicaceae
Source: the annotation of a GenBank genome assembly